GCACCCGCGCACCCGCGCGUCGCUGCCGCCGGCGUGGGCCGAGAGGGGGCGGAGCUGGGCGGCUCGGCCGGCAAUCCGGGCCGCCUGCCUGCUGGGCCGGGUGGAGACCCGGCGUGGGGUCCAGGUCGCCCGGAGCCGCGGGCUGCCUUCAGUCGGCUUCACCGCCGAGCCUAAGUGAAGGGGCUCGGGAAGCGCCCAGGAGGGCGCUGGGGCUCUGGAGGGAGCUUCGCGGACGCGAACCCGGGCCCCGCUCGCCAUGGGGGAGGUGGAGAUCUCGGCCCGGGCCUACGUGAAGAUGUGCCUGCACGCCGCCCGGUACCCUCACGCCGCGGUCAACGGCUUGUUACUGGCGCCGGCGCCGCGGCCCGGGGAGUGCCUGUGCCUCACCGACUGUGUGCCCCUGUUCCACAGUCACCUGGCCCUUUCCGUCAUGCUGGAGGUCGCCCUCAACCAGGUGGAUGUGUGGGGCGCGCAGGCCGGUCUGGUAGUGGCUGGGUACUACCAUGCCAAUGCAGCUCUGGACGACCAGAGCCCUGGGCCCCUGGCCUUGAAAAUUGCUGGGCGGAUUGCAGAAUUCUUCCCGGAUGCAGUACUUAUUAUGUUGGAUAAUCAGAAAUUGGUGCCUCAGCCUCAUGUGCCCCCAGUCAUCGUACUGGAGAACCACAGUCUCCGCUGGGUCCCCAAGGACAAGAAUUUAGUGAUGUGGAGGGACUGGGAAGAGUCACGGCAGAUGGUGGGAGCACUACUACAGGGUCGAGCCUAUCAGCACCUUGUAGAUUUUGACUGCCACCUUGAUGACAUCCGACAGGAUUGGACCAACCAGCAACUCAACACUCAAAUCAGCCAGUGGGUUGGUCCCACCAAUGGAAAUACCUGAUGAGGGUUGGGGUGAGGGGUUGAGUUGGGCAGGGGUCAGAAUCCAAUAAACAGACUUGGGCUGA
This is a messenger RNA of Condylura cristata (star-nosed mole), 941 nucleotides long. RefSeq names its product ER membrane protein complex subunit 9 (gene EMC9). NCBI's taxonomy places the organism in Eukaryota, Metazoa, Chordata, Mammalia, Eulipotyphla, Talpidae. The coding region runs from base 257 to 877 and encodes 206 amino acids. The record is from RefSeq and is a predicted model, not a curated record. Gene Ontology annotation, cellular component: EMC complex. The transcript has 5 exons.